Molecule: messenger RNA, 2832 nt
Organism: Pteropus alecto (black flying fox)
Lineage: Eukaryota; Metazoa; Chordata; Mammalia; Chiroptera; Pteropodidae
Gene: JOSD1
Product: Josephin domain containing 1
Exons: 4
Coding region: 261-869 (202 amino acids)
Biological process (GO): protein deubiquitination
Molecular function (GO): cysteine-type deubiquitinase activity
Source: RefSeq, a predicted model, not a curated record
UACGAUUUUUAAAAAUUCUGUACUUUGAAAGUGGUGGCGAAAUACACUAAUCCAAAAGUUAUUUUUCUAUUGAGAAGAGAGGAGGUAGAUUGUUUUUCCUCUUGAUUCCAACCUUUUCUCCCCGUGACAAAGCAUAAAUCAUGGACACCAGAAAAUAAGGUGGACCUCAGGAAUCCUGGAAAGACUGAGAAGCUUACAUUCUUCCUCAGGAGGGAAGGGUGGGGUGUUUUUAGCCCUCUCUGGAACCUAAAACGAAAAACAUGAGUUGCGUGCCAUGGAAAGGAGACAAGGCCAAAUCUGAAUCAUUGGAGCUGCCCCAGGCAGCACCCCCACAAAUCUACCAUGAGAAACAGCGCAGGGAGCUCUGCGCGCUGCAUGCCCUCAAUAACGUCUUCCAGGACAGCAACGCUUUCACCCGGGAAACGCUGCAAGAGAUUUUUCAGAGGUUAUCUCCAAAUACCAUGGUGACCCCCCACAAGAAGAGCAUGCUGGGAAAUGGGAACUAUGAUGUGAACGUCAUUAUGGCAGCACUUCAAACCAAAGGCUACGAAGCUGUUUGGUGGGACAAGCGCAGGGACGUCAGUGCCAUUGCUCUCACUAAUGUCAUGGGCUUCAUCAUGAAUCUACCCUCCAGCCUGUGCUGGGGGCCACUGAAGUUGCCUCUCAAGAGGCAGCACUGGAUCUGCGUUCGAGAGGUGGGCGGUACCUACUACAACCUUGACUCCAAACUGAAGAUGCCCGAGUGGAUUGGAGGCGAGAGCGAGCUCAGGAAAUUUCUAAAACAUCAUUUGCGAGGAAAGAACUGUGAACUCCUGCUGGUGGUACCAGAAGAGGUGGAGGCCCAUCAGAGUUGGAGGGCCGAUGUGUAACAGUUCUACCCAAGCUUCCCUCACCUCAGUCCCCUAAAUCCUCUGUGAUGUGCUGUGGCCUAUGCAGUGGGUCUGUCCUUGCCACUUCCCCAAACAUCUCAUCAGGUUUUUCAGAUUUGACAGUGCAACAGGCCAAACGUGUGGGCUGCUAAAAGAACGAACCAGCGCUACUCGUUCCUAGGAAGGGAAGGUGAGAGCUGUGAUCAGGGCAGGCGAUGGGAGACCUUUUAGUUACGAGGAGAAAAGAAGGUGGGUCCUAGCUUAUUUUCCCUUUUCCUGUGAGGACUUGACAGAGGCUCUGCUGGAGUUUACUGCUGCUGACUCAACCGGAGGUGCCGCCUCCACUUUCCCUCUCCUGGCCACUAGUGAGUCUGAAGGCACACUACAUGCAAAGUGUGACUGACUUGAAAGACCCAGAGCAAAAGGGCCUCUCAGGAAACCACCUCCAACCCCAGCAGCACUACAGCUCCAACCCUUGAUGCCCCCGCCUCACCCCGUUUCUAAGGGUGGUUUAUGGCCAUCUUUGGAAUUUUAUAAUGAAAAGUUCUCUAAUAUUCCACACUGGGUGGUUGAAUCCUACAACAUUCUAGCAUGACUGGGUGAGGUGGAUACCUAAGAGGACAUGGCCAAAGCCAGGCUGGGGCAGGUAUGAGUGACCUGUCUGCCUCACUCCAGCAUUGUCCCUGUCACUUCAUUACAUUGAUUUAAGAGACUCUGGAGCACAAGAUAAGCAAAAGGACAGUUUUCCCAGUUGACUCACUCUGGCAAAAUCUGGAAAAAGUAAGUCUGCGUUCAACAUCAAGUUUCAUGAGUUUAAGACAGUUGGGUGAAGAAAGUAUUAUGAAGAUAAGCUUCUCAGAUUAAGAACAGCUGGAAUCGGUAGAUGUUAUAGGCUCAGAGUCACUCUAGUGACAAGAAGCAGGGCCCUCAGGUUGGGUGGUUAUGUGCAUUGUAAUAGGACCUGGGUUUGUCAUCUUUCUGUAGUUUUCCUUCCAAACCGAGAAUUGACCCACCCCAAGCUCUGUAGGCCACUUUUCUCUUGCAACUUUGGAAGCGAGGAGGGAAAGUAUCAUACCACACUCUGUGCCACCAGUGGUUGUGGUGCCUCAAGGCAGGUGGGCAGGCAGGGAUGGCCUGUCUCGCCCUACAGGUCGGUGGUCUUGGCAGGUCUGAGAGCUGCCCCACUGGCCAGACUUUUCUCCAGCAGCAAAGCCAGCCUGGGGCUUGCAUGUCAAACCUGAGCAAGCUUACCGGACGAAGCUGAGGCUUUCUCCUCCCCACUGUGACUGGAGUGCAUGUUUACACCAGCACUUUUUCUGCACAUGUAUCUUCAAUCCAACAAGGCCGUUUUUUUUAUGCUGAGUAACAAGCCACCAAGCGGCUACUGCAUUACACUGUCUCAGCAACUGGCUGCAGUCUCUUCUGCACCAUUUUCUACACCAGACCUGCUUGGCACCACAGGGAGCUCUUUACCCCUGCACAAUGACAUUCCAACCACCACCAGCCAGAAGUUACAGCCAGCCUUGCUGAUAGUCACAAGCAGGACCUUGGAUCCAUUGGCACUGUCAGUGAUAGUAAGCCAUUUCCUGGGAAGAGGAAGAAACUCCUCUCCACCAAUCUGCUUGGGCUUGUGCAAAUGGCACUUCAAUGGGGUCUCCAUGCACUUGGAGUCCGUGAGCCAAUGGGAUAUGCAAAGAUGCUUAAACAUUUCAGGGCUGGUUUCUCUGUUCAUAUCCAAUUCUGGUGCUUAGGAACAGGGACCCACGCUGAUGCCCAAGGGCAAAAAGCCCAUUUCCUUUAAGGAAAAGGGCAGGCCUGGCCCUGAUGCCCAGUAAGGGGCAACCCUAGGCUUGUUUUUCUUGCUUUUAUUUUCCCCUCUUUUUGUUGGCCUUGUGCUGGGUUUGUUUACAAAAGAUGUAUUUUGUUUAACCAAAUAUUAAAAAUGGAGAACUCUGUACAUGAA